AAGAGCGGCUGGUCCUGGCGCAAAGUGUUGCCCAGUUGGCUGGUCAAUGGCAAGGCAAAGGCAACUAGUGCAUAGCCAGCGCUGUCAGAAGGUGAAAAAAAAAAACAACAAAUACUCGAUGCGUUCCGAAAAUUUUCAAAUAUGACACGAUUUGGAUUCAAACAAAUUCUAAGCCACUACAAAAACUCGAAUGAUGCUAGCCUAGCGGACGACAAGUCCAGAAGCCAGAAGUCUGAUGCCCAAUCAGGCCACACGCAGGAUGACAGCAGUUGCGACAACAUCGAACCAAAGGCCGCUAAGGUAAGAACACUUCCGACUCAGCCGCCGGGCGAAACGGUCAACUCCAACGCCAAGAUACGCGAUCUGAAGCCCACCGUCAGGACACAAUUUGUGCUGGGCAGGACAAUGAGGAACAACGAUUAUAGUCCGGCAGCCAUGCGUAGAGGCAGCUACAUGCGCAGGGACCAGUCCAGGCCGAGCUUGCCAGCCACAAGGAACAGAUCCAGGAAGCCAAAGCCCAUGCGUCAUCUGGGCGGCGGUGUCAGACUGUGUCCGGUUUGCGGACAGCGGACAACUGACGCUAGCAUGUCCGCUGAUGGACAGACUUGUAUUUGUGACCUAUGCAAUGCCAAGAUCCAUACGGCUCUGGAAAACUACAAUGGACAAUCUGGCAAUUGCCAGAGUAAUUACUCAGCGGGCGCGAUGGACUGGCGACAGAGCGCGCAGUCGGGAAACCAAGUUCAGGGUCAGGGUCAGGGUCAGGGUCAGGGCCAGGCUGGUAAUCCGAGCGAGCCGCCACCCUUCAGCAUUGUUGUGCUGCAGGAUUGCGAAAAUAGUGCACUGAUUGAUCAGCUGACGACUGCCUUAGCGCGAACCUGUAUACAACAAUCCAGCAUCAGCAACGAUUACGGCAACGAAUACAAAAAUACUUAUUCGAGCGGCUACACGGAUCGCAGAGGCCCACCGGGUCCAUUGCCAGCCUAUGACUAUGCACAACCCGUCUAUAAUCAAAAUCCCCCACCACCGCCUACGGGCCAGGUUUUUUAUGACGAUACGCAAAACCGCGUUUAUGACACUCCAUUGGGCCAAAGUAAUUAUGCAAGCCAAAGAAACAGUGAGUUUCCUGACAAUGAGCCUUAUAUCGAUAAUUAUUCUGAGAAUAAUCUAUCAGCUGAAGAUCCAAGAAACAAUGAUUGGGUUCCCGAUCCAGGUUACAGCAAUAUUCGUCCAGCGCAACGCAGCCCGCCAUUAGGUGAAAAUUCAUGUGCUUAUAACCCUAGUUGCUCAGGCGUACGUCGAAAGACCUGCUCGGUCAAUAUGGAUGACAACAGCUACGCUGCCGCGCCGGAUCGAGACGAUGUGAGUGGCUUUUCUGGAGUGUGUACCUGCAAUUGCGAAUUCUGCAGAAACAAUUCCGAAAAUAGCGGAAAGCUUGUUUCGCUCAUCGCACAGGCCCUGGAGAUGUUCCUGAGCAAUAAUGUUAGGGAUCCGGCAGCCAACAAGGAGAGAAAGUCAAAGCAAGAUGGCAAGGACCGCAAGACACUCCAUUCCCGAAGUGCAUCUAGCACCGGCGAAUCUGUUAAAUCCUUAAACACAAGAGGGUCAGCUCAGCAGGAUAAGAAGAAGGAUAAGAAAAAGGAAAAGUCUAAGGAGAAAUCGAAGACUAAUGGCAAGGAGAAAGCCAAAGGGCAACCAAAGGAUAAAAACAAAAACAAGCACACCCCACGUCAAUCUAAUAACUCGAACUUCUAUCUGCCCGAUUCAGAGCAGCCCACAUGCAAGUGCAAACAGACCUGUAACACAAACUGUCGCAAUGGCUGCGCCAAAUCAACUGGCCGCAACGGCGGUCCCGGAGGCUACAGCGGAGGCUGUACGGGUUCCUGUAGCCAAGGAUAUGAGCGCAUAGGCAAAUGUACGACCUGCUGUACGAGCUCACGCGCGGCGGAGCACAAGGCCACUUGCGCCGCAGGCUGUCAAGCUAACUGCAGUGGCUCGAUGACGAGCAAUAAUAGUGCACCUAGUCGUUCCAGCCAGCGGCAGUCAGGGAACAGCGCCAGAUCGAGCGGACGCAGCAGAGGACCUUCAAUCAACCAGCAGUCAGGCGGCUCUGGAGGAGCGGCUGUUCACGCCGAGUCGGCGGCGGGCAAUGGCAGUCAGAGUGGCCGCUUGAAGCAAUCAACGGGUGGCCAUGACAGACCAAGUGUACGCUCCAAGUCGCCAGCUUGCAACGCAGCAAAAGGUUGCCGCUGUUGCGUCAAGCAACAGGAUCGCUUUGGCGCCGGUGAUGCCACAAAUCGGAUGCACUGCGGCUGCUGUGCCGGCUUUGCAGGGCGACGCAUGAACAGCCAGGCGGCCAGACCCACGGGCAACUGUAUUCAUGGUCUACAGCCAGUGGCCCACUAUCGACCCGGCAUGCUGCAGUUCCCCAUCAACUAUACGCUCCGGCGCAACGGCGAAUGCGUACGCCGUAGUCUGGUGCGCACAGCGGCGGGGGCCACACUCCACGAGCGGCCACACAGUGAGGAGCACAUAUCGAAUGCCCUGCAUGAUCAAGGGAGCUCCAAGCAAUGCAGUCGAUGUCGUUCCAAUCUACAGUUUUGGCACUGAGUGCACAAAUUACGCAUUGUGUAGAUCGUAUAUAGUACUAAUCCAUCUAUAUCGAACACAUAAUGCAUAAUUUUGUUCGGCCGCGUGGUGGUUUAGUUUUCAAAACAAAAUUUCCGUCGACUUUCAAUUAAACUACAGAUCAAUAUAUAAUAAAACCGGUAAAAUCCAA
Drosophila montana is the source of this 2776-nucleotide messenger RNA. RefSeq lists its product as uncharacterized. The transcript is spliced from 5 exons. NCBI's taxonomy places the organism in Eukaryota, Metazoa, Arthropoda, Insecta, Diptera, Drosophilidae. The coding region runs from base 142 to 2607 and encodes 821 amino acids. The record is from RefSeq and is a predicted model, not a curated record.